Molecule: messenger RNA, 354 nt
Organism: Aspergillus terreus NIH2624
Lineage: Eukaryota; Fungi; Ascomycota; Eurotiomycetes; Eurotiales; Aspergillaceae
Exons: 2
Coding region: 1-354 (117 amino acids)
Source: RefSeq, a predicted model, not a curated record
AUGUCCACCGUCGCCGAACUAAUCUACUUCCAACCCAAAGACUCCGUCAAACCCGAAGACCCCUCCAGCGAGGAGGGCCGCCUGCUCCUGGAGCACUUCCAGACCACCAAGCACCAGAGCGGCUAUCACAGCAGCGCGUGGGGUAGGACAGUGGAAGACUCGAAGACGAUCGUCUGGGUAAAUGGAAAGACGCCCACGCCGGCAUACAGCCGCAAUCUCUCGCGCCCUUCGUCGAACCCGACACGCAAGUCACCGUCAUCUACACCACGCUUAGCCCGUCCAUCUCCAAAACCGACACCUUCACCCAGAACCCCGUCACGGAGCUCUGCGCCCUCGCGUUCCCCAGCUCGCUGA